Saccharomycodes ludwigii is the source of this 1668-nucleotide messenger RNA. RefSeq names its product allantoate permease family MFS transporter. Gene Ontology annotation, biological process: allantoate transport; transmembrane transport; dipeptide transport. Gene Ontology annotation, molecular function: dipeptide transmembrane transporter activity; allantoate transmembrane transporter activity. The record is from RefSeq and is a predicted model, not a curated record. The transcript has a single exon. Gene Ontology annotation, cellular component: plasma membrane. Lineage: Eukaryota; Fungi; Ascomycota; Saccharomycetes; Saccharomycodales; Saccharomycodaceae. Bases 1 to 1668 code for a protein of 555 amino acids.
AUGUCGGACUACAGUGAUGAUGAUAAUAAUUAUUUUAUUAUUAGAAACGAAAAAGUUACCAACAUAGAAAGUGGACAAAACAAUCCACGUGUAUUACUUUUCACAAAAGACGAGAUAGAUGAUCCAAAAUGUUUUAUUACUAUUAUUUCCCCGGAGGGAAAAGAGGUUAAUAUUACUGGUGAUGUUGAUGAUGCGAUGGAUAUGGCUUUUAUAGCCAAAGAUCUUCAAGUCAGUUUCGAAGACGAUAAAAAACUACUAAGAAAAAUUGAUAUUUAUUUGUUACCUUUCAUAUGCAUACUCUAUGCUAUCCAGUUUAUGGAUAAAGUUACUAAUGCCGAUGCUGCUAUUAUGGGUUUGAUACCUGAUUUAAAAAUGCAUGGUGACCAAUUUUCAUGGACUGGUUCUGCAUUCUAUUUUGGUUAUUUAGGUGGGUUAUUUGUGUUUCCUCCUCUACUACAAAGCUCACGUUGGUUUAUGAAGAAUGUAAGUGUCAUUGUUAUUUUAUGGGGGAUGGUUUUAGCGUGUCAUGCAGCUUCUUCAGUUAAUUAUGCCAGUUUCAUAUUUUUAAGAUGUUUAUUAGGGUUUUUAGAAAGCGCCAUUACACCAUCAUUUAUCAUUUUAAUGUGCCAAUAUUGGAAACAAAACGAACAAUUCGUUCGUAUGUGUUUAUGGUUUAGUUUUAAUGGGUUGGGCACGAUACUAAGUGGUGUACUAUCUUAUGGUUUAUACAUUCGUGAAUACUCUUAUUCCAUGCAAGCUUGGAAGGUUUUAUUUGUUAUUACUGGAAUAAUUACAAUAUUUUUAGGUGGAAUACUAUGGUUUCAUAUUCCAGAUAAUCCUUCAAAAGCGUGGUUUUUAACAGAAAGGGAAAAAUUGAUGGUCGUACAAAGACUAAGAAGUAAUCAACAAGGGUUUGGUAAUCGUCAUGUUAAAAAAUAUCAAGUUUUUGAAGCAUUAAGUGAUGUAAGAACAUGGUUGUAUUUUCUUUAUUCGGUUUGUUGUCAAAUUCCUAAUGGUGGCCUAACAAAUUUUACUGCCAUUCUACUGACAGAAGAUUUCGGUUAUGAUAUAAAAAACAGUUUGUUAAUGGUUUUGCCCGCUGGUGUAGUUGAAUUGAUUGGUUGUCCACUACUAGGCUUAUUAUGUUUUUAUUUGUCUAUGAAAACAUUGGGUAAAAAAACAAAAAUGCUUGGUCAUAGUUUGGUCUGGGCCUUUAUAGUUAAUAUCAUAGUUCUUGUGGCAACAUGUAUGCUAGCAUUUGCAAAAGAUAGUAAACGUGCUCGUUUAGCAGGGACAUACUUAUGGUAUUUGCUUCCAUUAUCAUUUGUUUGUAUUCUAUCUAAUAUCAGCUCAAACACUUUGGGAUAUACGAAGAAGUGGACUGUUUCUUCUUUAAACAUGAUGGCUUAUGCUGCGGCUAAUAUUGCCGGUCCACAAACAUUUAUAAGUAAACAAGCUCCAAAUUAUCAAGGUGCUAAAGUUGCUAUGGUUGUUUGCUCUGCUGUUGGCUGUGUUAUUUUGGUAGUUUUAUACAUGCUAAAUGUUAAAGAAAAUAAUAGAAGAGACGGGAUGACUAAAAAUCCAGAGGGCAAGAUUUUAAACAUAGAAAACAUUGAAUUUGCUGAUUUGACUGAUUCUCAAAAUCCGAACUUUAGAUAUAAUUUAUAA